AUAAUAAUAAGAGGGGGAAAAAAAAAAGCAAGAAAGAAAGGAAAGAGGAAGAAGAGUGGAAGUUGCAAUCUCGCAAAUAGUGAGGAUAGGACAUUGGAGGCGGAAAAGAUUAUGCAAAAGCAGGGGAAGGGAGGUAGGCAAUCCAUGUAAAAACACUAGUUAAAAAUUUACUCCAGGACUUGCACUUUGGGAGGAGUAAAAGUAGUGUAUACUUUAUAUUUUUAUAGUAGAAAAAGGUAAAGAGAGGAUUAGCCGGAAGAAUGAGAGAUACAGUAGACUAGCAGCAGCAGCAAUUGCAAUUGAAUUGGUAAGGUAGCUUUAAUUUGUCACGGCAGGAGAGUGGACAGUGAGCAUCUGCUGCACGGCCACUCCACUUCCAGGCCGGGAUUGGUUAUAUACUUCAGCGGUGUAGGAGUCGAGUCGAGCUGAGCUGAAAUAGGUUUCGAAAGCCCAGAAAGAUGGGCAAUUGCGGCACUAGAGAAGAAUCUGCCGUGGUGGCUCAUGCUCAAGUUGAUCAGCUUCACAUGCUAACCUCAUUGCAAGCAGCGGCAGUAGCAGCAGGAUCCAAGAAGCAGCAUAGGUCUGUGUCAGAUCUGAGCGAUCCUUCAUCUACCCCUCGAUUAUUGGGCAUUGAAGAAGACUCUAGAAAGAAUGUCGGACUUUAUACAGAUGUUAUCGCUUUUACACUCUAUGAGUUGGAGACCAUUACUAAGAGCUUCCGUUCAGACUACAUCUUGGGAGAAGGCGGCUUCGGAACUGUUUACAAGGGUUACAUUGAUGAGAAUGUCCGUGUUGGCCUUAAAUCUCUCCCUGUUGCUGUCAAAGUUCUCAACAAAGAAGGUCUUCAGGGCCACCGGGAAUGGCUAACCGAAGUCAAUUUUCUUGGCCAGCUCCGUCAUCCUAAUCUUGUUAAGUUGAUUGGUUAUUGCUGCGAGGAUGACCAUCGCUUACUCGUCUACGAAUUCAUGUUUCGAGGAAGCCUUGAAAAUCACUUGUUUCGAAAGGCAGUUGCUCCCUUAUCGUGGUCUACAAGGAUGAUGAUUGCCCUUGGAGCAGCUAAAGGACUUGCCUUCCUUCACAAUGCUGAAAGGCCUGUUAUUUAUCGUGAUUUCAAGACAUCUAAUAUACUUCUAGACUCUGAUUACACGGCAAAGCUUUCUGAUUUUGGACUUGCAAAAGCUGGACCACAAGGUGAUGAGACCCAUGUAUCUACUCGUGUGAUGGGAACCUAUGGAUAUGCUGCCCCUGAAUAUGUGAUGACUGGUCAUCUCACAGCUAGAAGUGAUGUUUACAGCUUUGGAGUUGUACUCUUGGAGCUAUUGACAGGGAGAAGGUCGGUUGACAAGACCAGACCAAGUAAAGAGCAAAACUUGGUGGAUUGGGCACGACCAAAGCUCAAUGACAAGCGAAAGCUUCUGCAAAUAAUUGACCCGAGAUUGGAAAAUCAGUACUCAAUACGAGCGGCACAGAAAGCCUGCAGUUUGGCAUACUAUUGUCUGAGCCAAAACCCAAAGGCAAGACCCUUAAUGAGUGACGUAGUUGAGACUCUGGAACCUUUGCAAUGCAGUGGUGAUGCUGUGGGUGAAAUAUCAUCUGCAUCCUCAUCAUUACCGGUUUCAGCCUUCAGAAGUAAGCGUGCUGGUCAGUUCCCUAUGAGGGGAGUGCCAGAGUACCCAAUACGGCAAAGAUUUCCCAGCAAUGUUAGUGCUGCAGCUAGUUGUCGUUCCCCCAACCCUAACUGUUCUCCCAGUGGUCUUGCACCUUGCCGAGUGAGAUGACUAGAAUCUCUUUGUAUACUGCUCCUAGUUCCUACCUUACAUGCAACAUCUAAUAGCAAGUUAAUCAUGACUGGAAAUGCCUCUUAAUGUGAUGUAAAUGGUUUUGUUUUCCUUCCUAUCUAUUGUGCAAAUGGCCAUCUUUUCUUA
This is a messenger RNA of Chenopodium quinoa (quinoa), 1925 nucleotides long. RefSeq names its product probable serine/threonine-protein kinase PBL8. The record is from RefSeq and is a predicted model, not a curated record. NCBI's taxonomy places the organism in Eukaryota, Viridiplantae, Streptophyta, Magnoliopsida, Caryophyllales, Amaranthaceae. Bases 459 to 1778 code for a protein of 439 amino acids. Gene Ontology annotation, molecular function: protein kinase activity; ATP binding. The transcript has 6 exons. Gene Ontology annotation, biological process: protein phosphorylation.